This is a messenger RNA of Daphnia carinata, 699 nucleotides long. RefSeq lists its product as uncharacterized. Bases 1 to 699 code for a protein of 232 amino acids. The transcript has a single exon. Lineage: Eukaryota; Metazoa; Arthropoda; Branchiopoda; Diplostraca; Daphniidae. The record is from RefSeq and is a predicted model, not a curated record.
AUGGUAGAGAUUCUAAUUCGUUUUCGCGCUCAUAUGAUCGCUAUAACAGCGGACAUCGAAAAGGCUUAUCACCAAGUCCAACUUCAUGAAGAGGACCGCGAUUUCGUGCGAUUUUUUUGGAUCAAGAAUGUCAAGGAUGCGGAAUCGGAUAUGGAAGUUUACCGUUUUAAAGUCAUUCCCUUUGGCGCAAACAGUUCAUCUUUCAUCCUCUUAUCAGUCAUAAAAAAUCAUCUAUCAUGUGAAACAAGCGAAGUGGCAAAAGAUAUGGACGUCAACAUAUACGUGGACAAUCUCUUGGCUGGAUGUAACACCACCGAAGAAGCACUAACGUACUAUAAAGAAGCAAACUUUAUAUUCCAAAAGUCUGGUCUCAAGCUAAAAUCGUGGAGUUCCAAUAAUCAACACCUCAACUCGUGUAGUGCUUCCGAUGGAGUGAACGAUGGAUCAGCACAGAACAAAAUUCUUGGACUACAGUGGUCUCGUGCGAGAGAUGUCAUAGCUCUACCUGAAUUGAAAACCUCGUCGUUUUCUCUGACAGUGAUAACAAAGAGAAAUGUACUCAGGGGAAUUUCAACUGUAUACGAUCCUUUAGGAUUCCUCUCGCCUCUCACCAUUCCGGCAAAAAUCUUAAUUCAAGACGUUUGGAAACUAAAACUGCAAUGGGACGAUCCACUGCCCAUCGAUCUACAGGACCGCUGA